AUGAACUCUACCGGCCCGUAUAAACGUGGAGACUACGAAAAACGGUUCAAGACCACAGGGAUUGUACGUGUCCAGUGUGAAAACAAUUCUUCCGGCGACGGCCCCUACAAAUGUGGGGACUGUGGAGAACGGUUCAAGACGAUGGGGGGAUUUAGAUUUCACUGGAAUAGAAAAGAAUUCACGAAAGAUAACUUUUGGUGUUGGAAAUGCGAACACUACCAUAGCAGUUUCCAGAAGUUGAAGAACCACACCUGCCUUACUGCGCUUGAACGAGCGCAGAUUGAAGAUGCGGAGAAAGAAGAGGAGAAGAAGAAAAACGAGGAGAAGAGGAAGAAAAACGAGGAGAAGAAGAAGGAAAAGGAGGAGGAGAGGAAGAAAAUUGAGGAGAGGAGGAAGGAAAAGGCGGCGAAGAAGAAGGAAAAUAAGGCGGCAAAGAAGAAGGCCGUGUCGGAUGAGAAGAAGGCGUCUGAGCCAGAGGCGCCUCCGCCGGCCACCGAGGAAGAGGCGCCGCCGCCGGCGGAGUAA
Molecule: messenger RNA, 525 nt
Organism: Striga asiatica
Lineage: Eukaryota; Viridiplantae; Streptophyta; Magnoliopsida; Lamiales; Orobanchaceae
Source: the annotation of a GenBank genome assembly